Messenger RNA from Leucoraja erinaceus (little skate), 960 nucleotides. RefSeq lists its product as uncharacterized. Lineage: Eukaryota; Metazoa; Chordata; Chondrichthyes; Rajiformes; Rajidae. Bases 192 to 629 code for a protein of 145 amino acids. The record is from RefSeq and is a predicted model, not a curated record. The transcript is spliced from 4 exons.
UGCUUAUUUUCUGUGCUCCACUCCCUGAACAUGUGACGCUGGAUGUCGUCUCCACAUGUUCCAACACCACAUUCAAAUCAUUUCCAGAUGAACGAUCUCAAACUGUUUGUUGCUCCGAGCGACUUCACAGCAACCUUUGUGUUCACCGGAGAGACAGCCACUGAGGAGAGCUUCCAACCUUUCCGCUCAGGAUGUUUCUCAGGCUCUUUGUGAUUUCCCUGUUUCUUUUGACCAUGGUUCAGAGCAAAAAGAGACCGCCACCAAGCGAUGUGUGGAACUACAGAGAUGGAUCCGGUAAGGUUAAUAUGCGCGGAGUGGCCAAUUUGACAGAGAUAUUGGACAACUGGAGAUUUGACAUUUUGACUCAGAUGAGAAACUCGCUGACUCAAGAUCACCAGUCUCUCCUCCCUGACUAUGCCAGGAUCUCACCUCUCUCCGACGCGCUUGGUGAUCUCUUUAAAGAGUUCAAUUCACUGAAAGAACACCUCGGAGAUCUGACUGAAAAAUUCAGUGCUCUGGAAGUCACCGUUGAUGAAAUGAAACUUAAGCUUGCCGAAACGCCCAGGCAACGGGUGAAUUUCCCCAAGAGAAAAGUUCUGGUUCCAAAAAAGAAAGUCCCUGUGCAAUAAGUUGAUGUAUGAAUUAUCUACAAACCUUACAAAUCAUAUAUAUAUAUAUAUAUAUAUUUUUAUGUAUAUACUUACUGGAUUGUGGUUGUGGUUGGUUGCAGUUUGAUGGUAAAAUGCUCAAAAGAAAGAUUUUGUUAGUUGAGAACAUUUCUUAUACUGUACUUCCAAAAUUAGUUUCAUGUUAGUUGGUGUUCUCAAAAGAGUUUUGUUGCUACUUUCUUCACAUUAUCUGUGUGUAUUAAAUAUAUGUAACACCGGUAUAUCUGAAAAUGUAUCUUUUUCAGCAUUUGGUCUGAAAGCUACAGUAUUUAAAUUAAAGUAAAUGCAGCAA